This is a messenger RNA of Symbiodinium sp. CCMP2456, 2142 nucleotides long. The record is from the annotation of a GenBank genome assembly. Lineage: Eukaryota; Dinophyceae; Suessiales; Symbiodiniaceae.
AUGGAGUUGGCGGAGGUGGAGGCGGAUUCAGCAGAUAUUGACGAGCUUCUUCGUGCAGACCUGCAAGCUCUGGUGGAGGCUCCGUUGGAAGGCUCGUGCUCCGGUGGCUCCUUCAGUGACACCUUGCUACGUGGCUACGAUGGUCAGGUGGAUGCUCACAUAGCCUUGCUUGCAGUCCGCUGUCCGGAGCUAGCGGAGAAAGCCAUCUCUCAGCCGAGCGAGCCGACCUGCAGAUUCCUUAUCCAAAUGCCUGAGACCCCGUUGGAAACUCUCCAGAAUGCAAUCUUCUUUCUGUACACCGAUCGCAUCGCGCCACAAGCCUGCGACAAUGUUGCCGAAAUGUUUGCAUUGCUCAGGAUGGCCCGUGACCUGUACCUGCCGGAAAAGAGUGACUCCUCAGCUUCGUCAGGGUGCAAGAGGAGACGCAUAGACACCAGAACGUGUGCUAUGAGGCGCUUGUCUAGCCUGUGCGAGCACCGUAUACGUGAGUUGCUGACUGCAUCGACUGUGAUAGAGGUUCUCUCGUGCUCAGUGAAGCUGGGUGCUGCGUUGCUGGAGAGCUGCGUGUACGACUUCUUGGCAAAGACCCCAGCUCAAACGAAGGAUGUAGAUUUCAGCAGGAGCCUCAUAAACACUCUGGGCAAAGAUCACCCGGAAGUGCUUGCGAAGGCAAUCUCAGCGACUGCGGGCAACAAGCCGGCUUUUAGUCUCUCUUGGGCCGAAGUUCCGGCUCCGUGCCUUCUCCUUCAUCUGCAGUCGCUCUGGCGACAAACUUUGGGACAGGACCACGCGGGAGAAGACGUGCGCGAGCCUGUAGCAAGGCCUGACUGCAAGCUGAAUUUGGGACGAGGGGAGGAUUCGCUACCCUGCCAUGUGCUUGCGCACCGUUUCCUUUUGGCAGCGCGAUCGAGGUUUUACGCUUGCGCACUGAGCUCACCUAUGAGAGAAGCUCAAACUGGGGACAUCUCGCUUGGAGUGAUACCUUCGCCCAGUGUCAGCAGUGUGCGGACUUUGCUCAAAUACCUUUACACAGGUAGAUUGGAGAUGAUCGAAGGCACGGAAGGCCAUGACCUGAUGCAAACUGACCUGCUCGACAUGCUUUCAAUCGUCGACGGCCCUGGAGGGCAGAACUAUUUGCAGCUUUCCCAGCAAGUGUGCGAUCUACUCCGGGACCAGCUGACAGAGCAGAUCAAGGCGAACCUUCGACAGGACAACAUGUGGAUGGUUCUUCGAAGGGCAACAGCUCAGCGCAAUCGAACCAUCCAGAAGGAGGCGUUCAUGGCAGUGCUGAGCUGUUGUGAGGAGCUCUCACGAGACGAGGAGUUGUUCAGGUGCUGGGGCGAUUGUCCUGUACAGACGGUGGACGCUUGGUGGACGCAGCGCAUGGAGUCGGAGCUGCUUCGUGAGAUGCUGAGGUUGAGCUGCGCACUCGGUUCUGGAAGACAAGUGCAUCACGACAACUGGGAGCUGGAAGUCGUGCAUCCAGCCCCUGAGGGUGUCGACAACGUAUUCAAUCUUCGAGGGAACGGGCACUUGUUGCAGGAAUGGAGCGAUCGUGGGUCUGCGUGCGCGCGCCGCGGUAGCAUCGUCGCCAAGUUCAAGCAUCCCGUCCAUGUGGACUUCGUGACGGUUGCUCCCCUUGAUGGUUGGGGUAGUGAAUACUUAAAGAACGCCAGGCUUCAUGUGAAGAAUGCUGAUGGUGUUUGGGAGCGACUUGCAACAGCCACAGGCCGGGUCGAGCAAAUACCUGUAUUCAGACGGGCUACGAUGUGGCGUUUAUACGGGGACGAAGUUGCUACUGCGGUCCUCAAAUUCCGUAAAGAGCCAGCCCGACCUUGCAGUGAGUUUGAGCAUACGGAGAAGGCGAGGUGCAAAGGAUCCGAUGGCACGUACAAGUUUGUGUACUUCAAGUUUCCUGUCGCGGUCCAUGUAGAUGAUGUGACGGUGCCCGCAGAUCCCAUAUUGACCAGAACGCAAUUGCAAGUGAAGAAUUCAGAUGGUCAGUGGGUUGACGUCGGAGCGCAACUGACAGGGCGAAGCCAGCUUGUUUGGGUCAACAGGGACGGUCGCUUCUGGCGCUUGCGGAAUCUUUCUGGCUUGACUGGGUGGGAUGCGAAUAUCUUCACCUUCACUUCAAAAUGA